Messenger RNA from Melampsora larici-populina 98AG31, 1660 nucleotides. RefSeq lists its product as uncharacterized. The record is from RefSeq and is a predicted model, not a curated record. The transcript has 6 exons. Lineage: Eukaryota; Fungi; Basidiomycota; Pucciniomycetes; Pucciniales; Melampsoraceae. The coding region runs from base 254 to 1357 and encodes 367 amino acids. Gene Ontology annotation, molecular function: phosphatidylinositol transfer activity.
GAACUUUCGAUUUAACCGUUCUGGUCAAUCAAACGGUAAACCAGACAAACUCAUCUCAUUAACUCAAUCAAAUCAAAUCAGGUCAAUCUUGGACCCAGCGAGUUGGUUCUUCUUUCUUUCGAUUACACCGGAAAUCUAAUUUAACCAAGAAGACUUCAACAUCAAGAAGCUUGCCGUCUCGACACGACUUUUGUACCUCAACGGCAACCUUUCUUCGAGAAACCGACAUACUAAACAACACGAUCGCUCUAGAAUGGCUGUUAACACUCCUAAUGAAUCACUCGUUCAAGCGCUCCUUACCACCCCCACGCCUGGAACCCAACCAGACCCCAAACCUCAUCAGAUUUCAGAAAGUCAGACCAAAAUCUUAGAUAAACUCAUUGAACAUUUCUCAUCAUCAGAUUUCAAACUUCCAACUAGUUUACCAAUUUCAUCUGCCACAGAAGAAUCGAAAAAACCUCUUUCAGAUUGGGAAAAAUGUUCAUUACUCAAUAGAGAAGCAUUAGUCAGAUGUCUUAAAGCUGAUAAAUGGGAGCUAGAGCGAUGUUUGAAAAGAGUUGAAGAGACGAUCGUUUGGAGGAGAGAUUGGGGAGCCGAUACAGUAGAAAUAGAACCACAACAGGCAUCUGCAGUUAGAGCUGAGGCUGAGACAGGAAAGAUGUUUGUCCUGGGUUAUGACAAAUUUGCUCGUCCUAUAGUUCACAUGAGACCAAGAUUUCAAAACACUUCAAUUAGUCCAAUGAGAUUACAAUUCUCAUUUUGGUUAAUAGACCGUGCCAUUGAUUUAAUGCCACUUGGAGUAGAAUCGGUACUACUCAUGAUCGACUUAUCAGGUCCUCAAGAAAGUCCUGCUCUCAAACAGCAGAGGGAGUUUGUUAAUAUCUUGAGUGCACAUUAUUGUGAGAGGUUGGGUCAAGCACUAGUCUUGAACAUGCCAAAGCUGUUUGUCUGGGUCUUGAGAUUACUUAAACCUCUAAUCGAUCCAAUAACGUAUUCCAAGGCAAUCUUUGAGCAACCUGACCCCCUCAAAUCUGCCCCCGGUGAACAAUUAGAUGAUACACUUGGAGGUACCAAUGGAUUUACUUUUGACAUUGAAUCUUAUUGGCCAACUCUGAUGAACGAGUGUCAAUCACGUCGAAGUCAACGGUUAGCACAAUGGACUUCAACUGGAAAGAAAGUUGGUUCAAGCGAAUGGGAUGUCAAUAAUUCCAAUGAAGCAGAAAAGAAUGAAAAAUCCACUAUCAACAAUUCAGAUUCUAGUCAUUCUCUUCCACCAACAUCUACAGCCACCUCAUCUACUGAUACAUCGAAUCAUGAUCAACCUACAUCAACUCCUGUUACUUUAGUCAUCGAAUAAUCUUUUUUCCCGUAUCUCGCAUUUCAUCAGAUCCACUUCAACUUUGAAACUUACUUGUAUAGAAGCUAAACCGUAUGAUAAUUUUCUCAAUAAUUUGUAUCUAACCUCUUUCUUUCUUUCUCAUCUGCAUUGGAUAACAUCAUUUAUUUUUUUCGCCAAGCACGAAUCCGCACUUAUUAUUUCGAUCACAAUGCAUUGCAUUUAUUAUUUCGAUCACAACGCAUACUACGCAAGUUCCUAAAAUAUGUCCUGCUUGAAUAUGAAAGAAGCCAUAAUAUUAGAGUCACAUCAGAUUUACCUAAU